Messenger RNA from Synchiropus splendidus (mandarinfish), 7674 nucleotides. RefSeq names its product procollagen, type V, alpha 1 (gene col5a1). The record is from RefSeq and is a predicted model, not a curated record. The coding region runs from base 313 to 6384 and encodes 2023 amino acids. The transcript is spliced from 66 exons. Gene Ontology annotation, molecular function: extracellular matrix structural constituent. NCBI's taxonomy places the organism in Eukaryota, Metazoa, Chordata, Actinopteri, Syngnathiformes, Callionymidae.
CGAGCGUCUCCGAGCUGGAGGGGGGUCUCUGUGAAGGCUGGAAAAAGUGGGCACCACUUGUGCUCGGAGGCUCGGCGGGUCACUUGAGCAGAGCAGAGAGGAGAGAGGGACGGACGGACAUCCGUCCACUGACCGGAGGAUCCCACACUCACUCACCCUUAUGGCUGCUUGAGAAUUAACGAGGACCCCCCCACCCCCUUUUCCUCUCUUUCUCUGGGACUUUUUUUCCUUUUUUUGAAACUCCUGAAUUGUCCUGAAGCACAAAAGUUUGUCGAGAAGUGACUCCACUCGCCGUGGACUUGCGCCACCGUCAUGGAUACGCAUAUAAGAUGGAAAGUUAAACGGAGGAUAAGGGACGCUCAAGUCACUUUAGCGGUGAUCCUGCUUUUUGUUACAUCGCAAGCAAGUUCAGCUGACCCAGCAGACCUCUUGAAGAUUUUAGAUUUUCACAAUUUACCUGACGGUGUUUCGAAAACGACGGGUUUCUGCUCACAUCGGAAAUCUACACAAGGAUCCGAUGUCGCCUACCGAGUGACUAAAGAGGCCCAGCUCAGCGCUCCAACCAAACAGCUCUAUCCAGGUGAUGUUUUCCCAGAGGACUUUUCCAUCAUGGCCACGGUGAAGCCGAAAAAGGGCAGCCAGUCCUUCCUGCUGUCAUUCUACAAUGAACAGGGAAUCCAGCAACUGGGAAUGGAAGUGGGACGCUCCCCAGUCUUCCUGUAUGAGGAUCACACCGGCCAACCCAGCCCUGAGGACUACCCACUGUUCAGAGGAAUCAACCUGGCAGACGGAAAGUGGCACCGAGUGGCCAUCAGUGUCCACAAACAGACCAUCACCCUCAUCCUGGACUGUAAAAAGAAGCCCCCCCUGAAGUUGCUCCGCAGCCGCCACCCCAUCAUCGACACCAAAGGAAUUAUCGUGUUCGGAACGAGAAUACUUGACGAAGAAGUCUUUGAGGGAGACAUCCAGCAGCUAAUGAUUGUAGCAGACCAUCGCGCGGCCUAUGACUACUGUGAGCACUACAGCCCGGACUGUGAGGUGCCAAUGCCCGACCAGCCCCAGAACCAGGACCCAAACACUGACGAAUAUAAUACAGAGGAAGACAGCUACUACUAUGAGUACCCUUACUAUGAUGAUGUGGAAGGCAAGACGGAUACCGAGGAGAUGACCACGAAAGAAAUCAAGGUGACAGGUGGCGACAGCAUUGCUUCUGCAGUCGACGCUAUCCUGACCGGUGCUGGUGGCACUGGAAGCAAAGUGAUCACUUCCACCUCCAUUUCAUCCUCUGGUUCAUCAAGCAGCUCGUCCUCAAGCUCCUCAAGCAGCACCACUGGUGGAGGGGAUGCCAACGGAGGGGAGGCCACUCCGUAUGAUGGCUACGACUACGGCUACGAGACCUACUACGACGAGACAACCGCGAAAACCGACAUUGACGACGGCAGACGAGUCACCAUCACCAACAUUGGCACCGGUGGAGAUGUGGACCUGGGAGUGGGUGGAAAGAUCGACUUGGGAUUGGGUUCUGUGGAGAAGGUCAUCACCAGCGGAGGGGGAUCAUCAAUAACAAUCACAAGAAAUAAGACGGUCACGGGAGACUAUGAUAACUAUGAGGAUGGCUACGAUUACAAUGUGGACGGACAUUACACGACUGGUGGAGGCGGCAGCAGCAGCAGUAGCACCAUUCACCUUGGUGGUGGAGGCAGCAGCAGCAGUAGCACCAUUCACCUUGGUGGUGGAGGCAGCAGCAGCAGUAGCACCAUUCACCUUGGUGGUGGAGGCAGCAGCAGCAGCAGUAGCACCAUUCACCUUGGUGGUGGAGGCAGCAGCAGCAGCAGUAGCACCAUUCACCUCGGUGGUGGAGGCAGCAGCAGCAGUAUUGAUUUGGGAGGUGGCACCAGUUCCACCAUCACAAUUGGAGGUGGUUCCACUGGAGGAGGCUCUGUAUCCAUUGGAGGUGGUUCUGUCUCUGUUGGAGGAUCUGCACCUGGUGGUGGAUCAGCCAGUGCUGGGACUGGUGCUGGUGGUUCUAUUGCCACUGGAAAAGACCUGGGCUUGACAGUUGAAGGGGACUAUACUGACCUUUUCACGGAGCACGACAUCACUGACUAUGGUGACCUCGAUAUCUACGACUAUGGAGACAACGAUGGAAAAGUGCUGCCUGCAGAGACUGACUCCUACAUUGGCCAGGUGGAUGGAGCCCGAGGGGAGAAGGGACAAAAGGGAGAGCCAGCUGUUAUCGAGCCUGGAAUGCUGGUGGAGGGUCCGCCUGGGCCUGAAGGGCCAACUGGUCUCCCCGGACCCUCGGGUGCUUCCGGCCCACCAGGCAGCCCUGGAGAUCCAGGAGAGAGGGGUCCUCCUGGUCGCCCUGGACUUCCUGGUGCUGACGGCCUUCCCGGACCUGCUGGAACGGUGCUGAUGCUGCCGUUCCGCUUCAGUGCUGGCGGUGAUUCUGGACAGAAGGGACCAGCUAUGUCUGCUCAGGAGUCCCAGAUGCAGGCCAUCAUGCAGCAAGCCAGGCUGGCCAUGCGUGGUCCAACUGGCCCGAUGGGCUUGACUGGCAGACCUGGUCCACUGGGUCCUCCUGGUGUGUCAGGCCUGAAGGGUGAGUCAGGAGAAGCGGGUUCUCAGGGACCACGUGGUCCAAUGGGAUCUUCAGGUCCUCCCGGAAAGCCUGGAAGAAGGGGUCGCUCUGGAGCUGACGGCGCCCGUGGAAUGCCUGGACAGUCCGGACCCAAGGGGGACCGUGGCUUUGAUGGCUUGGCUGGACUUCCUGGAGAGAAAGGACAUCGGGGCGAACCUGGCCCAGCUGGACCCCCUGGAGCCACAGGUGAAGAUGGAGAACGGGGAGACGAUGGAGAGAUCGGACCAAGAGGGCUUCCCGGUGAACCGGGGCCACGUGGAUUGCUGGGACCCAAAGGACCUCAGGGACCUCCUGGACCUCCUGGUGUCACCGGGAUGGACGGACCCUCUGGUCCCAAAGGAAACAUUGGACCUCAAGGAGAACCAGGACCCCCAGGACAGCAAGGCAACCCCGGUGCCCAGGGACUUCCGGGACCUCAAGGUGCUAUCGGACCUCCUGGGGAAAAGGGACCAACUGGAAAACCAGGUUUACCAGGAAUGCCAGGAGCCGAUGGUCCACCGGGACACCCUGGAAAGGAGGGCCCUCCUGGAGAGAAAGGCCACUUGGGACCUGCUGGACCUCAAGGACCAAUUGGUUACCCCGGUCCUCGUGGUGUAAAGGGAGCCGACGGUGUCAGAGGGCUGAAAGGAACCAAGGGCGAGAAGGGAGAAGACGGCUUCCCGGGCUUCAAGGGAGACAUGGGUAUUAAAGGUGACAGGGGUGAGCUCGGCUCUGCUGGACCCAGAGGAGAAGAUGGGCCAGAGGGGCCCAAGGGUCGUGCUGGGCUGCCUGGUGAUCCUGGUCCUCUCGGGCCAUCUGGAGAGAAGGGUAAACUCGGAGUGCCUGGACUGCCCGGGUACCCAGGAAGACAAGGGCCAAAGGGAUCACAGGGCUUCCAAGGCUUCCCAGGUGCCAACGGAGAAAAGGGAACACGGGGAACGGCUGGAAAGCCUGGUCCACGUGGACAGAGAGGUCCAACGGGUCCACGUGGAGAGAGGGGACCAAGGGGGCCAACAGGCAAGGCUGGACCAAAGGGCAACUCAGGAAAUGACGGCCCACCAGGACCUCCAGGUGAAAGGGGACUUCCAGGUCCUCAGGGACCGACUGGUUUCCCUGGACCAAAGGGGCCCCCGGGACCUGCUGGCAAAGAUGGACUUCCCGGACACCCUGGACAGAGAGGCGAGACCGGAUUCCAAGGAAAGACCGGCCCUCCUGGACCGCCUGGUGUUGUCGGACCUCAGGGACCAACUGGUGAGACUGGACCAAUGGGAGAUAGAGGACACCCAGGACCCCCCGGUCCACCCGGUGAACAAGGUCUUCCUGGAGCAGCAGGGAAAGAAGGAGCAAAGGGUGACCCCGGACCUGCUGGUCCAGCUGGCAAAGACGGUCCACCUGGGCCAAGAGGUUUCCCUGGAGACAGAGGUCUGCCCGGCCCUGUGGGGGCGCAUGGGCUGAAAGGCAAUGAGGGUCCACACGGUCCCCCAGGUCCUGCUGGUUCUCCUGGUGAGCGUGGUCCAGCAGGCCCAGCCGGGCCCACUGGUUUACCUGGACGUUCUGGUCCUCAGGGACCUCCUGGUCCUGCUGGAGAGAAAGGCGGACCGGGAGAGAAAGGACCUCAAGGCCCAGCUGGAAGAGACGGUAUUCAAGGACCAGUGGGCCUGCCAGGACCUGGAGGACCUCCCGGACCACCUGGAGAGGACGGAGACAAAGGUGAGAUUGGAGAACCAGGCCAGAAAGGAAGCAAAGGAGAUAAGGGAGAACAUGGUCCACCUGGUCCAACCGGCCCACAAGGACCCGUCGGAGCACCUGGUCCUGCUGGAGCUGAUGGAGAGCCUGGUCCUAGAGGUCAGCAAGGUCUGUUUGGUCAGAAGGGAGAUGAAGGGUCGAGAGGAUUCCCUGGACCUCCAGGUCCCGUUGGGCUUCAGGGCUUGCCAGGUCCACCCGGUGAGAAAGGUGAAACUGGAGACGUCGGUCAAAUGGGUCCACCUGGUCCCCCUGGAACAAGAGGCCCUUCAGGAUCACCUGGUGCUGAUGGCCCUCAAGGACCUCCAGGUGGCAUUGGCAACCCUGGAGCUGUUGGAGAGAAGGGAGACGCGGGAGAGACAGGAGAGCCAGGUCUGCAAGGAGAAGUCGGCCCACCGGGUCCAAGAGGGGAGCGAGGUGAGAAGGGAGAGGCUGGUCCCGCCGGUGCUGCUGGACCACCUGGACCUAAAGGCCCCCCUGGAGAUGACGGUCCAAAAGGAAGCCCUGGCCCAAGUGGUUUCCCUGGUGAUCCUGGUCCCCCUGGAGAGCCGGGUCCAGCUGGUUUAGACGGACCACCAGGUGACAAGGGAGAUGACGGAGAAGCUGGUCAGCCUGGCUCCCCUGGACCCACCGGAGAGUCUGGUCCUUCUGGACCACCAGGAAAGAGAGGACCACCUGGAGCUGCGGGCCCCGAGGGACGACAAGGAGAGAAGGGAGCCAAGGGAGAGUCUGGUUUGGAGGGUCCUCAAGGAAAGACUGGCCCUGUCGGCCCUCAAGGGUCACCUGGCAAGCCUGGUUCUGAAGGACUGAGGGGAAUCCCUGGCCCCGUUGGUGAACAAGGUCUACCCGGUGCUCCCGGUCCAGAUGGGCCUCCCGGCCCAAUGGGUCCUCCUGGUCUGCCCGGUCUGAAGGGAGACACUGGUGUCAAAGGAGAAAAGGGACACCCUGGUCUUAUUGGUCUUAUCGGACCUGCUGGUGAACCUGGUGAGAAGGGUGACAGGGGGCAUCCUGGACCUCCUGGUGCAUCUGGUCCCAAAGGAGACAAUGGAAUUGCUGGUCCUGCUGGUCAACUUGGUCCCAUCGGUCCUCCUGGUUCCCCUGGUCCUCCUGGUCCUAAAGGAGCUAAAGGCUCAGCGGGUCAAACUGGUCCAAAGGGAGAAACUGGUACACCUGGACAGCCUGGCCCUCCUGGUCCCCCCGGAGACGUCAUCCACCCGCUCCCCAUCCAGGGCUCCAUGAAGGGCAGGACGCGCCGCAACAUCGACGCCAGCCAGAUGAUGGACGACGCUGCUGUGGACGCCAACUACAAGGACUAUGACGACGGCAUGGAGGAAAUCUUCGGCUCCCUCAACUCCCUGAAGCUGGAGAUCGAGCAGAUGAAGCACCCACUGGGCACACAGGCCAACCCCGCCCGGACCUGCAAGGACCUGCAGCUCUGCCACCCCGACUUCCCCGAUGGCGAGUACUGGAUUGAUCCCAACCAGGGCUGCUCCCGGGACUCCUUCAAGGUUUACUGCAACUUCACAGCAGGCGGCGAGAGCUGCAUCUUCCCUGAUAAGAAAUCUGAAGGGAGCAAAAUGGCAAAAUGGCCCAAAGACUCGCCGGGCACUUGGUUUAGUCACUUCAAGAGAGGUUCCCUGCUGUCGUAUGUGGAUGCCGAGGCCAGUCCCAUCGGUGUGGUCCAGAUGACUUUCCUGCGACUCCUGAGCGCCACUGCCAGACAAAACGUGACAUACAACUGCUACCAGUCGGUGGCCUGGCACGACCAGGAUCAGGACAACUAUGACAAAGCUAUGCGCUUCCUGGGUUCCAAUGAUGAGGAGAUGUCUUACGAUAACAACCCCUACAUCCAUGCAAUCGUGGACGGUUGUGCGACGAAAAAGGGCUAUGAAAAGACAGUACUGGAGAUCAACACGCCAAAGGUGGAGCAGGUCCCGCUCGUGGACAUCAUGUUCAACGACUUCGGCGGUCCCACGCAGAAGUUCGGAUUCGAAGUGGGCCCCGUCUGUUUCGUCGGCUAAGACUGAAAAAGACACAAAAAAAAGACAAAAAGACAACAAAAAACAUAUUUUAUUUUCUCUAAAAAAAAAAAGUCAAGCAAUUGAAACAGAAUUCUAUUUGUAUAAAAACGUUUUUUGAUUCAAUCCAAGUAACUUUCGGAAUAAUAAAUUCUAGACCUGGAAACCUGGGUGUGCCUUCUCCAUCACAUGCAAGUUUUGAAACUGCCUCGUCACACACUUGCACACACACACACAUGCGUUUGGUUACAUCACCGGUGACGACCAAGGACUCUUCUGAUUGGCUCUUUAACCGCUUCUCCCUCGUUGGUUCGCCAAUGCUUUGUUUGUGCAUAAUUGUCUCCCGCCGCUCUCCUGGAGCGGCUCUUUUAUAUAUAUAUAAAUAUAUAUAUAAAUAUUUUAAUUGUUUGUAAGUACAUUCUGUAUAUUUUAUUUUCUUCUUCCUGGUUAUUUGUUUGCUUCUGGCUUCAAAACGUGCAUGUGACUUUAGAGACACAGGGAAAUUCAACCAGAUCUGCCGUGUAAAUCGAGAAAAGAGCGAGUCCCUCGCUGUGGAGCACACCGUGUUGUAAUUUAAGAAUGGAAGUAAAAGCUCUGUGAUAUUAUAUAAUAUGAUACAAACAUUCCUCCUGGUGUGCUUUCGAGCGGUGGCGAGUAUUAACUUAAAAUAGAUUUUAAUAUUUUCUUUGCUGUCCGGCGAUGCGAUGGGAGUCACACGAGGAAAUAGGUGCUAUUUUCUCUCCUCCGUGGUGCUACGUACUCUCCUGUCGGAAUCGUGAUACCCCGCCUAUCCCUUGCUCCCUUUUUUGCAUGUUCACAGCCAAAGACACGAGAACCAAAGAAAAGGGGGAGGGGCUUAUCUCAAAUCUAUUUUUUUACCAUUUUGUGGAUGUAAUCAGACAAAAGUUGCUUGCUGGUCUUUGUUUCUCCCACUCUUUGCUUUAUGACCACUAGUAUCAACCACCGACGGCGUAGCUUAGCUCCAUCAUUAAACCAUAUGUGACUUGAACCAUUUCUGCUUGUACCUUCCCUCCCGACAAUUACUCUCAAUAAAAACCAGAAAGGACAAGUAUCUUUGUGUGUGUACAUUUCCAAAUUUGAUGGUGCCAUUGUUUUGUGUUAUUGUUUGUUGUCUGUAUGUUAAUUCUCCCAAUCAAGACCAACCUGUGUACGGAUGCGAGGACAGAUGCUAUUACAUGGUUUUCAUGUCAAUAAAUUCAAGUUUACUGUGGCCUUCCACUCUUGUAUGUCUUUUGACGCAUUAAAACUUUUCUCUAUGCAUGAAAUUGUAAC